CGUGGCCGAGUUUGCUUGCAAGCUCAGUCCCACCCUCGCGAGAGCCCCCCCCCCAGUUUAUUCUAUUCCUUCUCGACAGCCUGUGUUACCCAGAUCUGUCACUUGCAGCAUACAUCUUUCCAUCUCCCCUGCUCAGGACCUCCCUCCCCACUUGCCCAUUCGAAAUUUCUCUCUCUCCUCUCCCCUCUUCGUUUCGAAUUCGAUCCGGCGCCAUGUCGACCUCGGCGGUGUUCAAUGGGGAUGAGGUCGCUCCUUUCUUCGGCUUCAUCGGAGCCGCAGCUGCCCUCGUCUUCUCAUGCAUGGGCGCUGCAUAUGGAACAGCCAAGAGUGGAGUGGGAGUGGCAUCCAUGGGUGUGAUGCGGCCAGAGUUGGUGAUGAAAUCUAUCGUGCCAGUAGUCAUGGCUGGAGUAUUGGGUAUUUACGGACUGAUUAUUGCCGUUAUCAUUAGCACUGGAAUCAACCCCAAGUCAAAGCCCUACUACGUGUUUGACGGCUAUGCGCAUCUUUCAUCUGGUCUGUCAUGUGGGUUAGCCGGCCUGUCCGCAGGCAUGGCGAUUGGCAUCGUUGGAGAUGCUGGUGUCAGAGCGAAUGCCCAGCAGCCCAAGCUCUUCGUUGGUAUGAUUUUGAUCCUCAUUUUUGCCGAGGCGCUUGCUUUGUAUGGACUUAUCGUCGGCAUCAUCUUGUCUUCCCGUGCUGGACAGUCCCGAGCUGACUAGACCAACGUUGAUCAGGUUCGAUGUUUUCCGACAGUAUAGAAGGUGUGAGCACACGUCCUAGAUGGUUAUUAGCAGAGGCUUGUGUAUGACCAUUCACUGGAAUCGGUUUUCCCCUUUUGCAGAGGAUGUUGUAGCAGAGGCUUGUAGUCAUUGGCAAAUUUGAUUUUUUAAUGUAGCGUUUGGAUAGAUGUCCCCCGCCAUGAUGUCGAUACCAAUGACACCUUAUAAAUCAUGCCGGUCAACUUCAAGUGGGUGGUUUGAAGGGCUUUGAAUUCUUCGUUUUUUUGAUGCAA
Molecule: messenger RNA, 1009 nt
Organism: Physcomitrium patens
Lineage: Eukaryota; Viridiplantae; Streptophyta; Bryopsida; Funariales; Funariaceae
Product: V-type proton ATPase 16 kDa proteolipid subunit
Biological process (GO): proton transmembrane transport
Cellular component (GO): proton-transporting V-type ATPase, V0 domain
Molecular function (GO): proton-transporting ATPase activity, rotational mechanism
Source: RefSeq, a predicted model, not a curated record